AUGUAUUCCAACUACUUGAAUCAACAUCAGCCUUCAAGCCCCAUCACGUAUCAUCGUUUUAGACACAACAGUGAUCCUCAGCUGGCUCCUCCUUUUCCUACUGCUCGAAGAAUGAGCUAUGGUGAUUAUCUCUCUUAUACUAGUGAUUCUUCUCUCGAGACAUCACCAGUGGGCUCCACUCUGGACUACAGCCAUCAUCAGCAAGCACCCUCACCACUGGCCAUGAACAGCGAAUUGCCUGGUAACAGCCACAAGAGCUGCUGCCCUUGCAUUCACAGCAACGGAUGCUUUGUAGAUCAACUAUCAGCCUAUCGACGCCCUUUGGAUUGGCAAUCACCUUUAUGCAACCAAUUCACAUUUCCACCAUUACACCAACAACAGCAGCAGCAGCAGGGCCAAUUCAUGAUGUUUGAUGCACUACCUACACCCACUAUUGUCUCCUCUCAAUUAAUGACUCCAUCACUGUCUUCAUCCUCAUGCUCAUCUCAGAUGCAUGAAUUAUCCAUCUACGAUUUAUUGGAGCUGGUUCCUACUCAGUAUCAACAGCAAGAGGCUUACUGCGUGUCUCCUCCAUCACCCUUUGUGUCACAUCACAGUGCAGCAACAAAUGAUGAUGAUGAUCAAGAUGAAAACAAACAAACCGUUAAUGAGGCUAAUGACAAGAGGGAUACCAAGGCCAGUUCUUGUGCUGCUGGUGGAGGAAAAGCCAAAGUCAAGAAAUCAACACGUGCUAGACGCAAUGAUGUAUCUGGUGUUACGUCUAAUGAUUGCAAAAAGUACAAAGAGACUUCCUGUGAGCUUGAUGCGAAGCAGUUCUUGUGCGAGUAUGACGAUUGCGGCAAGUUGUUUAAACGUUCAGAGCAUUUGAAAAGACACAUCAAGUCCAUCCAUACCAAAGAAAAACCCUAUUCCUGUCCCUACAAAGAUUGCGGUAAAAGCUUUGCAAGAACUGACAAUUUGAGUCAACACAUCCGCAUUCACAGAAAUAACAAGGGCUCCUCUACUGCCACCAAAAUCAAGGCUAGAACCAAGGCCUAA
Mucor velutinosus is the source of this 1038-nucleotide messenger RNA. RefSeq lists its product as uncharacterized. The transcript is spliced from 2 exons. The record is from RefSeq and is a predicted model, not a curated record. The coding region runs from base 1 to 1038 and encodes 345 amino acids. Gene Ontology annotation, biological process: regulation of transcription by RNA polymerase II. Gene Ontology annotation, molecular function: DNA-binding transcription factor activity, RNA polymerase II-specific; RNA polymerase II cis-regulatory region sequence-specific DNA binding. NCBI's taxonomy places the organism in Eukaryota, Fungi, Mucoromycota, Mucoromycetes, Mucorales, Mucoraceae.